Fonsecaea multimorphosa CBS 102226 is the source of this 1539-nucleotide messenger RNA. RefSeq lists its product as uncharacterized. The coding region runs from base 1 to 1539 and encodes 512 amino acids. Gene Ontology annotation, cellular component: nucleus. Gene Ontology annotation, biological process: mRNA splicing, via spliceosome. The transcript has a single exon. Lineage: Eukaryota; Fungi; Ascomycota; Eurotiomycetes; Chaetothyriales; Herpotrichiellaceae. The record is from RefSeq and is a predicted model, not a curated record.
AUGGACAAUUCUCAGUUUCGAAACUUGAUUCAAACUAACCAAAAUGCAAACUCGUCAAGCAGCGGGGCGUCCCCGCAAGCCUUCAAAAAGCCCGCACUUGGCUCCAGAACUCGCGCAUCGAUUCCCAUGACGCCUCGCUCUGUAGCGGGAUUUAACGCCGCUAAAGUAUUCACGCAGCAAGUUGCAGAAUACCGAAAAGAACACGAUGGGCAACCUCCCCCGAAGAAAUUCAAGUCAAGCGCCCCGAAAGGCAGCAAGCUCGCUUCUGGCUACCAGGACCGCACCCUGGCUCGGCAGGUAGACGAAGAGGGUUUUGCGGCGCCGGAUGACAAGGAGAAACGAGUCAAAGCACUGGAAGAGAUGUACAAACUACAACAGAUUGAUGAAGCUACCUUUGAAAAGCUGAAAACCGAGAUUGGGAUUGGUGGCGAUCUUAGUAGUACACAUCUAGUGAAAGGCUUGGACUGGAAACUGCUGGAGAGGGUGCGACGAGGUGAAGAUGUCCAGAGCGCUCCGCAAGCGGAGAAGGGGGAGUCUGCUCAAUUGGACGUCGAUGACGAGCUGGAGGAAGCGCUCCAGAAGGAGGUGAAGGCAGAGAAGCAGGCCUCGAGGAAAGCACAAGAUGAAAGUUCUGGGGAUCUUCAAGAACCCAUGACACGAGAUGCGAUCUUGCGGCGGUUAAAGGAGAGCCGAAGUGGAGUAUCAGAACCAUUGCAUCCAGAGCCAACACUCGGAGCACGCUUCAAGAAGGUGACCUCGGAAAAGCCAAACAAGAAGAAAUUCGUCGAGAUCAUCAACGGACGGCGCCGAGAGGUACUCCUCAUCAGCAAUAAGGAUGGAACGACGAAGAGGAAGACUCGAUGGCUCGACAAGGAAGAGGAUGUCCCCAAAGGCGAUCAAAACCAACCUCUUGGGAUGGAAGUGCCAGCUGAACUUCGAGCGAAGCAACAAGCCCUUUUGGAUCAGCAAGCGGCCGGGGAGGAUGAUGACGAUAUCUUCCAGGGAGUGGAUGAUUACAAUCCGCUCGCCAAUAUCAACAGCGAUUCGGAAGAUGAAGCCGACGUGAAGGAGACAGCAGCAAGGGCGGACGCCACUCCGAAGACCGCUGCAUCAACGGGCAACAAGCCACGAAAUUACUUUGCGACAAACAAUCAAGAAGAGGGAGCCAAGGAUCGCACCAAUCCGAUUUUAAAAGAUCCCACUCUCCUUUCCGCUCUUAAGCGGGCCGCGGGCUUACGAAGAAACGAAGAGACAGGUGGGGAUCCAGCUGUGGAGUCAGAUCCUGAUCAAGCCGCAAGGCAGCAGCAGUUGCUGGCGCGUCUGAGAGAACGGGAUCGGGCAGAUGCGGCCGAUUUGGAUCUAGGAUUUGGUGAAAGUCGAAUUGCCGACGAGGAUGAUGAGGACGAAGCUGGGUGGGCCGAGGGUGAAGGCCCAGGGAAGAAAAGUGGACGGAAGCGUGGCCCGAAAAAACGCAAGGGCGAUAAAGACAAUGUGAGCGACGUGAUGGCAGUGCUUCAAGGGCGUGAGAAGAAGCCUUGA